Juglans microcarpa x Juglans regia is the source of this 1731-nucleotide messenger RNA. RefSeq names its product receptor-like protein 6. The coding region runs from base 361 to 1716 and encodes 451 amino acids. The record is from RefSeq and is a predicted model, not a curated record. Lineage: Eukaryota; Viridiplantae; Streptophyta; Magnoliopsida; Fagales; Juglandaceae. The transcript is spliced from 2 exons. Gene Ontology annotation, molecular function: protein binding.
ACAGAGUUCCCGAAUUUCCUACGAAACCAGAACAAACUUGUGCAACUAGAUAUAUCAGAAAACAAUAUUCAAGGUAUAUUACCCAAAUGGAUGUUUAAUGCAAGUAAAGAAAACCUUCAAUAUUUAUUUCUUUCUAACAACUUUAUCACGGGUUUUGAAAAUUCUCAAGAUGUUCUUCACUUUCCAAAUCUACAAACACUGAGCCUCCAAAAUAACAGGCUAUAAGGAUCGUUCUCGAUUCCUCUAGUUGCUCCAUCUUUUCAAGAUUUAUAUCUUUCUAACAACUUUCUCACGGGCUUUGAAAAUUCUCAAGAUGUUUUUCACUUGCCAAAUCUACUAGUUUUAUACCUUGACAAUAACAUGUUGCAAGGGUCUCUCCCAAUUUCUCAAAUUCCACCAUCUAUUCAAUAUUUAUAUCUUUCUAACAACUUUCUCACGGGUUUUGAAAAUUCUCGAGAUGUUCUUCCCUGGCCUAAUCUACAAACGUUGGACCUUGAGAAUAACAGCCUGCAAGGAUCUCUCCCUAUUCCACCACCAUAUGUCCAACUUUAUCGAGUCAAGAAAAAUGCAUUUACAGGAGAAAUUUCAUCGUUGUUUUGCAAUCUGAGUUCACUUUAUGUGCUUGAUUUGUCCUAUAACAAUUUGAGCGGCAAGUUGCACCCAUGUUUAUGCAACUCAAGCCAGUCUUUGACAGCACUUGAACUACAAAGCAAUAACAUCGGUGGAACCAUCCCCGAUGCAUGGGCAAAAGGGUGCAGCUUAAGGAUUAUCAACUUGAAUCACAACCAAUUACAAGGUCGGCUCCCAAGAUCAUUGGCCAAUUGUAAGGAGUUAGAGUAUCUUGAUGUUGGUUACAAUAACAUCCAUGAUACCUUUCCCUUAUGGUUAGGAACCCUUCCCGAGCUGAAGAUUUUCAUUCUUCGCUCUAAUGGAUUUUACGGUGCAAUAAGAAAUAUCCAAACCAACUGCACAUUCUCCAACUUGCAUAUCAUCGAUCUCUCCCACAACAAUUUCUCUGGAGAUUUGCCCGCAGAAUGCUUCCAAAGGUGGAACGCCAUGAAAUUAUUUGGUGCAAAAAAGUUGCAAUACAUGAUGGAUUACAAUUCAGGCAUCCUUUACUCAAUUACACUAACAACCAAGGGUAUAGAGUUGGAGUAUGAGAGGAUCCAAGAUGAACUCAUAGUCAUUGAUUUAUCAUGCAACAGAUUUGAAGGAGAAAUUCCAGAAGUAGUGGGAAACCUAAAAGGAUUACACAUUCUCAAUUUCUCCAACAAUGUUCUCUCAGGUCAUAUCCCAUCAUCGUUGGCAAACUUGACGGAUCUAGAAUCAUUGGAUCUUUCUCAAAAUAAGUUAUUUGGAGAAAUACCCCCACAACUCGCCCAACUCACUUUCUUGGAGAUUUUUGAAGUGUUCAACAAUUGUCUCACAGGUUCCAUACCACAUGGAAGUCAAUUUGAGAGAUUUCCAAACAAUUCUUUCGAUGGUAACCCAGGAUUGUGUGGAAGGCCAUUGUCAAAAGCAUGUGGAGAUUCACUACCUAUACCUCCAACGUUAACGUUUGAAGGAAAUCAAGGUUUAGUAUCUCCAUUUGAAUUUGGGUGGAAAGUAGUAGCGAUGGGGUACGUGUGUGGAUUUGUAAUAGGAUUUGUUAUUGGACAAUGGGUGAUCACAAAGAAGCAAGAUUGGUUUGUAAAUACCUUUAGAAUUAAGAAAUAGCAACAAACUCGAGAA